Apiotrichum porosum is the source of this 1938-nucleotide messenger RNA. RefSeq names its product lysyl-tRNA synthetase (gene KRS1). Gene Ontology annotation, biological process: lysyl-tRNA aminoacylation. Gene Ontology annotation, molecular function: lysine-tRNA ligase activity; ATP binding; tRNA binding. Lineage: Eukaryota; Fungi; Basidiomycota; Tremellomycetes; Trichosporonales; Trichosporonaceae. Gene Ontology annotation, cellular component: cytosol; cytoplasm. The transcript is spliced from 2 exons. Bases 1 to 1938 code for a protein of 645 amino acids. The record is from RefSeq and is a predicted model, not a curated record.
AUGAUCACAGGCCUUGCUCGCCGCGUGAACAUCUUCCCACCACUCAUCUCAUCGGCCGCACACCAGCAACCUUCCCGGUUCCUCGCUCGUCGCCCGUCUCUACCCCUCACCUGCCCCAACGCUCCUCCCCCGGCUUCUUAUCACAACCGCCUGUUCAGCAUGUCUGCCCCCGACGCUGCCCUCCACAAGGACGAGGUCACCGGAGAGAUGAUCUCCAAGGGUGAGCUCAAGCGCCGUCAGAAGCAGCGCCAGAAGGAGGCCGAGAAGGCCGCCAAGGCCGCCGCUGCCCCCGCGGUCGUUGCCAAGGCCAAGGCCGGCGCCGACGCCGACGCCGAGCUUGACCCCACCAAGUACUACGAGAUGCGCUCGGCUGCCAUCAAGAAGUUCCGUGAGACCAAGCAGCCCGACCCCUACCCCCACAAGUUCCACGUUAGCGCUGGUAUCCCCCAGUUUGUGCGCGAGUGGGGUGUCGAGGGCAAGGUCCCCGAGGGCCAGACCGUCGAGGUUGAGCAGCCCAUUACCCUUGCUGGUCGUGUUGUCUCGAUGCGUUCCAACUCUGCCAAGCUCCGCUUCUACGACAUUCGCGCCGACGGUGUCAAGGUCCAGGUCCUUGCCCAGGCCCAGAACGCCCCCAACCUCGACGACUUUAUUGCGUCGAACGACAUCAUCCGCCGUGGUGACAUUAUCGGUGUCACCGGUAAGCCCUCGCGUACCAAGGCCGGUGAGCUCUCGAUUGCCGUCUCCGAGGUCAAGCUCCUUUCGCCCUGUCUCCACCAGCUUCCCGGCCGUGAGGGUCUGGUUGACGUCGAGACCCGCUACCGCAAGCGCUACCUCGACCUCAUCGUCAACAACAACACGCGCGACAUUUUCAUCACCCGUUCCAAGGUCAUCAACUACAUUCGCAAGUACCUUGACUCGCUUGGUUUCCUCGAGGUUGAGACCCCCAUGAUGUCGUUGAUGGCUGGUGGCGCCACUGCCAAGCCCUUCAUCACCCACCACAACGACCUCAAGCUUGACCAGUACAUGCGUAUCGCCCCCGAGCUCUACCUCAAGGAGCUUGUUGUCGGUGGCCUCGACCGUGUGUUCGAGAUUGGCCGUGUCUUCCGUAACGAGCAGAUCGACAUGACCCACAACCCCGAGUUCUCCAUCUGUGAGUUCUACAUGGCCUACGCGGACAUGUACGACCUCAUGGACAUGACCGAGUCGAUGAUCUCGGGCAUGGUCAAGUACCUCACUGGCGGCACCAAGGUCACCUUCCACCCCAAGGGCAAGGCCGACGAGAAGUCGUACGAGAUUGACUUUGCUACCCCCUGGAAGCGCUUUGACAUGAUCGAGGAGCUCGAGAAGCAGCUCGGCGUCAAGUUCCCCCCCGGCGACACCCUCCACACCGAGGAGGCCAACAAGUUCCUCCGUGACAUUUGCGCCAAGCACAACGUCGACUGCUCCGAGCCCAAGACCAACGCUCGUCUCCUCGACAAGCUCGUCGGCGACUUUAUCGAGGUCCAGUGCAUCAACCCCUCGUUCAUUGUCGGCCACCCCCAGGUCAUGUCCCCCUUGGCCAAGUACCACCGUUCGCGUCCCGGACUUUGCGAGCGCUUCGAGUGCUUCGUCGCCACCAAGGAGAUCUGUAACUCGUACACCGAGCUCAACGACCCCUUCGACCAGCGCGAGCGCUUCGAGGAGCAGGUCCGCCAGAAGGAGCAGGGUGACGACGAGGCCCAGGGUGUCGACGAGACCUUCCUCAACGCCCUCGAGUACGGUCUCCCCCCUACCGGUGGCUGGGGUCUCGGUAUCGACCGUCUUGUCAUGUUCCUCACCGACAGCGCCAACAUCAAGGAGGUCCUCCUCUUCCCCGCCAUGCGCCCUCUCGGCCAGAACCCCACCGCCACCGAGGCCGCUGCUGCUGCCCCCGCUGCCGCCGCUGAGGAGAAGGCUUAA